GAGAGCGAAGGGUCAGCAUGGCUGGAGAUGGUCGGCAGCCGGUUAUGUCUGUCGUCACCCUGGCAAGCUCAUCACUGCUGUUCUUCGUGGCCUUCGCAUACAUAGCUGUCGUUGAGCGGUCCAGCUCGAACCUGCCAGAUCUGUUGGUGGAGAUCAAGCUUGGAGGGAAAAUGAAAAUCAAUACAGCAAAUGGUCCGAUGUUGCUCAGCGUCGGGAAGCACAUGCAAUGCAAGCAGUGCCACAGUACCGGCUUCACUCAAAAGGGAUUUUCUCAGCUUGCAUCUUGCCCGUGCGAGGUUCCUGUCGGAGGGAUGAAGGACGGUGUCUACUACUCGGGGGUGAUCACUGUGACCAGAGUUGACAAGGAUGAGCCUGACGUCCAAGAAGUUGUGCCGGAGAGAAACGCUGAGCCGAAGGACCUUAACGGCUGCAACACUAAACCACUGCACCUGCGGGUGACGGCCAAGGGAACGUUUUUGGAGGGACUUCCUGUGUAUGCGGGCGAUGCGAGGACCGAGGCGAUGCUGAGGCAGUUGCUAGAAUUUUUUGGGCCUGACAAGCAAAAGGGUUUGGUACUUGAUGGAACACUUACCUGCAAGCAAGAGUGGGACCUCCUGCAUCCGGACUAUCUGAUCCCCAAGCCUGGGUAUCCGUCGGAUGUUGCAGUCAAGAUUCCGUACGGGUCGACGUUGAGGCGUCUGAGGAACAAGCUGUCACCUUUCAAGACCGAAGUUCCAGAAGUUUUGAGACAGACGUAUGGAGAUAGCAAGGAAUCCUCACGGCUCCGCAAAGGAUUGUUGGCAGCAGAACAGAGCCCUUUGUUUCAGAGAGAUGCAGCGCAAUUCCGUAAGCGAGAUGCGCGAGACAACGAAUCUGGGAGGAGUGACGAAGACGUGUCCGGGGAUAGCAGACGUUCUUCCAUGCAGGCGAUGCUGAGGCAACUAGCCAAGAAGGUUGAUCGUAUUCAGAGCGAGGAAAGUAGGAUGGACGGGACGUUGCAACGAGUGAACAACGUCAUGAACUACGCGUCGAAUUGAUUCUUUUGUAUAAAACUUCUAGCCUUCUC
Molecule: messenger RNA, 1066 nt
Organism: Guillardia theta CCMP2712
Lineage: Eukaryota; Cryptophyceae; Pyrenomonadales; Geminigeraceae
Exons: 15
Coding region: 18-1037 (339 amino acids)
Source: RefSeq, a predicted model, not a curated record